Nematocida ausubeli is the source of this 732-nucleotide messenger RNA. RefSeq lists its product as uncharacterized. The record is from RefSeq and is a predicted model, not a curated record. Gene Ontology annotation, cellular component: nucleus. The transcript has a single exon. Bases 1 to 732 code for a protein of 243 amino acids. Lineage: Eukaryota; Fungi; Microsporidia.
AUGAACAAAGAGAACAAAGAAAGAGAAAAAAGAAGACCAAUCCCAUUAGAAUACGAAUCAAUUGAUAAAGCACUAGAAUCAUCCGUAACAGACACAGAUAUAUCACUUAAAAUACCAACACCCAUCGAUACAACACAAUCCCCAUCCCCAUUCACCUUCAAAGAUAAACUGCAAGAUGACCAAUUAGACAGCAACUACCAAUGCUGUGGUAUUUCAUUACCAACACUGCAUGACUUAGUCUCACACUAUGAACAGUCACAUUAUAAGUUCAUUUCAACAGAAAAGAAAGGAAAACAAUACGUAAAGUGGUACGGUGGUGAUACACAUACAGAUAUAGUACAAGUACCUACUGUUGUAUUUAAUGAUAACACAUUAACAUAUGACUAUUCUAAGCCAACUGCCUUUUAUAAUACUAUAUUACAGUCUGAGUCAUUAUCACUUGGUGUAUUACUGCCACCCAUUGUAGUCCGUGACUUUGAUAUGGAUGCGGAGGUGGAAAUGAUGGGGGAGACGCAUUAUGAAGAUGAAGAUAAAAAGAGACCCUUUAAGUGCACUCAUAUUGGGUGCAAUAAGAAAUAUACAUCUGCUUAUGGGUUGAAGUAUCACAUGAGCAAGGGACACACUGGGGGUGGAAUGGAGAGUGAGAAGCCAUAUGCUUGUGAUGUGCCUGGGUGCGGGAAGAGAUACAAGAAUGCGAAUGGAUUAAAAUAUCACUUCAAUAAUGGGCAUUAA